GCGCGGCAGCUCGCCAUUCUCAAACAUUAAUCGCCAGGACAAAUCAAAACAUUUUGUUCAGCCGCUGAAUAGCUUUUGUUCAUCCUACGGAGAACCACAGCUGAUCCCAGCAGAACUAUCGAGCCAGCCGACAUGGCCUCGUCCGUGAGUGGAACGGAGGAAGUGCGCGUGUCGGCGUUGACGCCCCUGAAGUUGGUGGGUUUGGUGUGUAUCUUCCUCGCGUUGUGCCUGGAUGUCGGGGCCGUGCUGAGCCCGGCAUGGGUUACGGCUGAUGACCAGUACUACCUGUCGUUGUGGGAGUCGUGCUGGAAGCCUGUUACCUCCGAGACCUGGCAAUGCAGCAGCACACUGGAGUCGGACUGGCAGAUUGCCACAUUGGCCUUGUUGCUUGGUGGAGCUUUCCUGAUUCUUCUCUCUUUCCUGGUGGCCCUUGUGUCGAUCUGUAUCGGCUCAAGAAGACGCUUCUACAGACCAGUUGCAGUAAUGCUCUUUGCUGCAGUGGUGCUCCAAGCCUGCAGUUUGGUCCUUUACCCUAUCAAGUUCAUUGAAACCAUCAGCUUGAGAAUAUACCACGAAUUCAACUGGGGCUAUGGCUUAGCCUGGGGAGCUACGAUCUUCUCUUUCGGAGGGGCUAUCCUUUACUGUCUGAAUCCCAAGAAUUACGAAGACUACUACUAAAGCUGCUUGACAACUAGAAUGCUCUCAAUGCACCCCACCCCCAAAAAAAAACAUCCUGUACACUGUUUGUGAUAGAAGCUCAUGCACUGAACUUUUUUCUCUUUACAGAACUGAUUAGAAACUUCUAGACACAUAUGUACACGCACUUGUAAACGUAGACAAAGGGUGUGGAAUGAAACUGACCUCACUACGCGUGGAUUAAAAUCAGUCCAUCACGGUCAUCUUAAGCAUUCACAGAACUUCCAUUCGGUCGCAACAAUCAUCUGGGUCUGUUGUAUUGUUGUUUUCAAGUCUUAUCUUUCCAUUACAGUAUCAUUCAAUGAAAGUGUACCAUUAAACUAUCACUCUAUCCAACUUUCUUCCUGCUUCAUUCUAUCAUUCUCUCUGAUCAACAUCUGACCAUCACAUUCUGCCUCAGAUGUCAGGUUCAAAGUCUCACUGGAAUAGAUCAACCAUGUGAUGUGAUCUCCAACAGAAAGCUGCAACUGUAGUAAGAUUCGAAAUUCCAGUUUUGAGUUUUCUGCAUUUUUUUCCCCCCAAUAAUUAAACAGGGUUAGCACUGUAGAUCUGAAAUGUUGA
Molecule: messenger RNA, 1257 nt
Organism: Chanos chanos (milkfish)
Lineage: Eukaryota; Metazoa; Chordata; Actinopteri; Gonorynchiformes; Chanidae
Gene: tmem47
Product: transmembrane protein 47
Exons: 3
Coding region: 133-678 (181 amino acids)
Biological process (GO): cell-cell adhesion
Cellular component (GO): membrane; cell-cell junction
Source: RefSeq, a predicted model, not a curated record